This is a messenger RNA of Daldinia caldariorum, 666 nucleotides long. Its product is annotated as NADH-quinone oxidoreductase. Bases 1 to 666 code for a protein of 221 amino acids. Gene Ontology annotation, cellular component: membrane. NCBI's taxonomy places the organism in Eukaryota, Fungi, Ascomycota, Sordariomycetes, Xylariales, Hypoxylaceae. Gene Ontology annotation, molecular function: NADH dehydrogenase activity; 4 iron, 4 sulfur cluster binding. The transcript is spliced from 4 exons. Gene Ontology annotation, biological process: mitochondrial respiratory chain complex I assembly; mitochondrial electron transport, NADH to ubiquinone. The record is from RefSeq and is a predicted model, not a curated record.
AUGCAAGGGCUUACCACAUCGACAACAGCCAUGCUGUCUCGUCAGCUCAUCCGCCGACAGCCUGUCGCGGCUUCAACAGUGGCUAGAAUAGUCGCGCAACGGACCUACGCCACGCCCGCUGGCAGACCCUUGAAGGGUUUCCGACCUCCCCCGCCGAAACGAUGGGACGAGCAAGAGGAUGGGACGUUCGAACGCGCUGGAAAGUACUUCCUCUUGACGGAGAUGUUCAGAGGCAUGUACAUCGCAUUAGAGAACUUCUUCAGGCCACCAUACACAAUUUACUACCCCUUUGAAAAGGGUCCCGUCUCUCCCCGAUUUCGUGGCGAACACGCUUUGAGACGCUACCCGUCAGGCGAAGAACGAUGUAUCGCCUGUAAGCUGUGCGAAGCGAUCUGCCCAGCCCAAGCCAUCACGAUUGAAGCAGAAGAGCGAGCCGAUGGCUCAAGGCGGACGACUCGGUACGAUAUCGACAUGACCAAGUGCAUCUACUGCGGCUUCUGCCAGGAGUCAUGUCCCGUAGAUGCGAUCGUCGAGAGCCCCAACGUCGAAUACUCGACCGAGACGAGAGAAGAGUUGCUAUACAACAAGGAGAAGCUCCUAGCAAACGGAGAUAAAUGGGAGCCCGAGUUGGCGGCUAUUAUCAAAGCCGACUCCCCUUACAGAUAA